Molecule: messenger RNA, 390 nt
Organism: Protopolystoma xenopodis
Lineage: Eukaryota; Metazoa; Platyhelminthes; Monogenea; Polystomatidea; Polystomatidae
Source: the annotation of a GenBank genome assembly
CAACUUGAUAGUCGCGAGCAGUACAACAGCUAUUUGUGGAUGUUGCGACAAGUGAUUCUGGGUCUUGAAGUCAGCGCAAAGCCCUAUAUCGGCUUUUUCAAAUCUACACCUGGUUCCUCAAGCCAUCCGUCUCCUACAGGACACAGCCAACAACAAUUAGCCAAUAUGGGUGGAUUAGCAAGUGUCUUUAUGCUGCUAGAAGUGGCAAAGGAGAAACGUCUAAAAGAACGACUCACUGUCAAAUCGAAUAACUCGUCACAAGACAGUAACCCUCUAAAUAUGAAGGAUGAAAACAAAAUUCAUUUUUUGGCUCAUAAUCCUUUGGGACGAGCCAAGUCCAUCAAUUCUACUUCACGCUUAACUUCUUCUUUGGUAAUUUACACCCCAUAA